CACAAAAAAAAAUACUUCUAAAAUAUAGCCACAUUAGAGUUAACCUAAAAAUUGUAAAAUACUGGAAAAUAAUUCGUCACAUUUUCUAUUUAGUACCAAAAACGUGCUCUGCAAGUAUUUAGAUUAAAAUGAGUAAAGUUGAUGAGAAUUCCAGUGAAGAGGAAGGUUUUGAGUUAGUAAAACAUUCUGAAGAAGAACUGUCUGACUUGGAGAAUGAAGAAUCUAGUGAAGAAAGUUCAAGUACAAAUGAAAAUAGCUCACUAAAGCGUAAACUACAUUCAGAAGAUGAUAAGAAUAAAAGAAUUAAAAAACAUAAAGAUUUAUACAAACCUCCAACUACAGAGGAACUUAACCGACUACAUGAAAAUGAAAAUCUAUUCAAUUCAAAUUUGUUUAGAAUGCAAAUAGAAGAACUAUUAAAUGAAAUAAAAGUGAAACAUAAAUAUGUUGCUAUUUUUGAGUCGUGGUAUGAAAAGUUUCAAGGUUUUAUUAAAAAUAUCCCAGAAUAUGAUUUUGAGAAAACUAAAGCACCAAAUAAACCAAAAAAGAAAAAGGAAGCCAAGCAUACGUCACUACAAGAAAUUGAAAGUAACCUUUGUGGAAACUGUAAAAGCGAUCAUUCAAAGGUCACUGCAUUUAUUAAACCAUCUAACGUGGACAUUUUUGGAAGAUACAGAAUAAAUGCUGUUGUUGGAACAAAGUUAGAAGUUGAUAUUAAAUUAAUAAUGCCAAAACUUUUAUUUAAGGAGAAAGAUUACUUAAAUAAUAGAUACUGGAUUAUACACAAUUAUUAUAUAUCCUAUAUUGCUACAGAACUUAAAAAAGCAAAUUUUUGUUCAAAGAUUUCAUAUUUAUUGGAACACAAUAAUGCUUUUUUAUCUAAACUAAUUGUCACUCCUUUUGAAUCUGACAAGAUUACAAUUAAAAUUCAUGUUGUCCCUCAAGAAGGUAGUUUUAAAAACCACCGUUUUGAACCUCAGAAAAACAAUGUGAAAGUUAACAUUUUACAAAAUGAUUUUGAUGUAAAUUUAGAAACAUUAAAAAUCACUGCAACACCUUAUUACAAUGCUGCUAUUGCUAAAACUUCUGUGUUAGAAAAGAACUACAACUUUUUAGAGGACAAUUUGAAGGACUUAAAAAAUGUUCAAGAUGGUAUAAAAUUGCUAACAGUUUGGCUAAAGCAAAGAUUUGAAUUUAAUAAUCCUAUCGGAUUCACUGAAGAAUUGCUUUUGUUUGUGAUACUGUACCUAGUUAUAAAAAAACGAGUAAAUAAACAUAUGAGUUCAUAUCAAGUAAUUCGGAAUUUUUGGUACUUCUUAAGUACUACUGAUUGGAGUGAAGAUCCUAUUAGCCUUUCUGAAGAUGUUAAAGAUGAACAUUUAAAGCAAUACAGGAAAGAAUUUGAUAUUGUAUUUCUUGAUAACAGUGGGUAUUACAAUUUAACUUCAUUUUUGGACAAGAAUAUCUACAUGAAAAUAAAAAAAGAAUCCCAAAUAGCAGUAAACUUAUUAGAUAAAGUACAAUUUAAUUCAUUUGGAGCACUUUUUAUGACCAAAAUGCCAUAUCAAGUGCAAUAUGAUGCCAUUGUAAUAAUUAAAAAUGAAAAUCGGUUUUCUAACGCUUCUAAAUUUAUUUCUGAAGAAAAGAAGAUCAACUACAUAAGUUUUCAUGAAUUGCUGCUGCAGAAGACUAUUGCAAAUUUUUUGCAAAAGGGUUUGGGUAAAAGAAUCAAGAAUCUGGUUCCUCAAUGUAUUGAAAGCUUUAUUAAAGAUGUAGGGAGUAAAACACAGCCUGAAUUUAAUAAAUUAACUUUUGGGAUCACCCUUGAUCCAGAACAUGCAUAUAAAAUUGUUGAAAUAGGCCCGCCAGCAGAUGAUAAAGAUGCAGCUUUAGAAUUCCAAAAGUUUUGGGGAAAUCUGGCACACUGCAGAAGAUUCAAUGAUGGAAGCAUACAUGAAGCAGUUCAUUUUGAAGCAGAAACAUUUCACGAAAAAAGAAACAUUUUCAAAAAAAUUGUAAACUUUGUUUUAUCAGAAAAGCUUCAACUAAAAGAGAAUUACAUGUUUUGUAAUGAGCUGGAAAAAUUUAUUUCACCUGGAAAAUCUACUAUAGAAGAAUCCACUAUAAAAGUAAUUACUACUUUUGAUGAACUGACAAAGUUAUUGAGAUCAUUAGCUUUGCCAUUAGGCAUUACAGCAAUUCAUGGAAAAUCAGAUGUAUUUUGCUAUUCGGACCUGUUUCCACCUGUACCAACUACCCAUAAUCCUGAGACGGAUGUAACGACUUUACAGAAUGACAACAUAGUUUUUAAGGAAAAUGCAAACGUUAAAUGGAUUCCUAAUUAUUGUGCCCCCAUUGAAUGUGUUAUUCAUUUAAGUCUCCAUUCCAAAUGGCCAAACGACUUUGAAGCUUUAAAACACAUAAAAACUGCAUUUUACUUAAAAAUAUCUGAACUUUUAAAAGAGAAAAGUAAUGUAAAGUCUAAUGUUCGUCCAGAAUUCUUUGAUGUCUAUUAUAAAGGAUAUGUGUUCAGAUUUACUCUCUAUCACCCAAAAGAAAUAAAAUUUUUGAAGAAAGAAGUAGAUUCAACUGGUACAAUUUCAUAUAAAGAUACUGAAGACAGUAUAAAUUAUGAGAAGGAGUUAGAUAUAGCAUGUAAAAUUAGUGGAGCUUUAAAUGGAAUACAGUCUCAGUUUUCAAGUUUUGGGCCAAGCAAUACACUAAUAAAACGUUGGUUACGUUCGCAACUUAUUGAUAACUUUUAUAUUCCUGACAUAGUUAUCAACAUGUUGAAUGCAUCAAUUUAUCUCAAUAAUGUACAUCUUAGUAAUUCCAAUUUGCCACAAGUGCAAUUUCUGAGAUUUUUAAAAUUUAUUCAAGACAGUGAUUGGAAUUUGAAUGCUGUUGUGGUUAAUUUUAAUGAUGAAAUAACUAAGGAGCAGUUGGAUUCAUAUGAAACUAAUUUUCACCAAAAUCGACAAAAUUACCCCCCACUUUACAUUAUAACACCAUAUGAUAAUGGCAAGUCCUUAUUCACUAUUAACACCUGCGGAAAGGAAGUUUUACGACGUCUUGCAAUUCUAGCAACUGCAACAUACAAUGUCUUGUUGGAAAGCUUUUUGCAAACUUUUGAAGUAAAACUAUUAGAGAGUAUUUUCGUACCGAAUAUGGACGGGUAUAAUCUCUUAAUUCAUCUUAAACCCUUGUUGAAUUCAAGAAGAAAUGAAAGCAUUGAUGAAUGCAACAAAAAACACUUAAAAAAAUCCAAAUGUAAAAAUGUUUUUACGAAGAAUUACGAUAAAUUUGCUAUACCUAUAGUUGGAUUUAACCCUGUAGACCUCUACUUAAGUGAAUUACGGGCAAAUUAUGGCGAAUUUGCAUAUUUUUUUCACAACGUAUAUGGAGGAUGUACAAUAGCUGUUUUAUGGAAACCUAAUAUCUUUGAUGAAAAAGAAUUUAAAGUUAGCUGUGUCAAUGGACACAAAUUAAAAGAUAAUAAAUUAAUAUUCAAUGAAGAAGCAGUCAUUGAGGAUUUCUAUAUUUUAGGAGAAGGAUUAGUAGAAAACAUAGAGAAAAAGUAUAAUGAUGAAAUAACUAAGGAGCAGUUGGAUUCAUAUGAAACUAAUUUUCACCAAAAUCGACAAAAUUACCCCCCACUUUACAUUAUAACACCAUAUGAUAAUGGCAAGUCCUUAUUCACUAUUAACACCUGCGGAAAGGAAGUUUUACGACGUCUUGCAAUUCUAGCAACUGCAACAUACAAUGUCUUGUUGGAAAGCUUUUUGCAAACUUUUGAAGUAAAACUAUUAGAGAGUAUUUUCGUACCGAAUAUGGACGGGUAUAAUCUCUUAAUUCAUCUUAAACCCUUGUUGAAUUCAAGAAGAAAUGAAAGCAUUGAUGAAUGCAACAAAAAACACUUAAAAAAAUCCAAAUGUAAAAAUGUUUUUACGAAGAAUUACGAUAAAUUUGCUAUACCUAUAGUUGGAUUUAACCCUGUAGAUCUCUACUUAAGUGAAUUACGGGCAAAUUAUGGCGAAUUUGCAUAUUUUUUUCACAACGUAUAUGGAGGAUGUACAAUAGCUGUUUUAUGGAAACCUAAUAUCUUUGAUGAAAAAGAAUUUAAAGUUAGCUGUGUCAAUGGACACAAAUUAAAAGAUAAUAAAUUAAUAUUCAAUGAAGAAGCAGUCAUUGAGGAUUUAUAUAUUUUAGGAGAAGGAUUAGUAGAAAACAUAGAGAAAAAGUAGCAUUUAAUAAACAUUUCCUUUAAUA
Molecule: messenger RNA, 4269 nt
Organism: Agrilus planipennis (emerald ash borer)
Lineage: Eukaryota; Metazoa; Arthropoda; Insecta; Coleoptera; Buprestidae
Gene: Mat89Ba
Product: nucleolar protein 6
Exons: 14
Coding region: 129-4244 (1371 amino acids)
Biological process (GO): rRNA processing; tRNA export from nucleus
Cellular component (GO): CURI complex; UTP-C complex; small-subunit processome
Source: RefSeq, a predicted model, not a curated record